AAGAACAACAUUGAAAGCAACACAACCGUAAAGGCAUCAGACUGCUGGUUGCUCUAAAGCACAGUCCACUAUGGAGCACGUAAGACAGAAGAUCAGAAACACACUCCCUCAACUAGAAGAAGAGCAACUGGAAACUUUCAUCAAAAAAUGUAUGGUCCUGGGAGUUACAAAUGUUGAAGACUGCACAUUUAUAACAGAAGCAGACUUGGAUGGGAUUUUUACACCAAUACAGUCCAGAAAGUUGAUCAGUGUAUUCCGCUCAGGAUCGAUCGGUACUCAUCAGCCUGUUGUCAGUGACAAUCCGAAAGGUUCAAAAGAAAACAAGUGUAUCAAAACUCAGGAAAAAAAACACAGCAACGAUGGUACUACAGGAGAUCUUGCAAAUGAUAUUAAGAAGAACAUGAGCAGUAAAAUAGAAGGUGCACCCAAUGCAAGUCUACCAACCUUUAAACUCCACCUGGAAAAAACAUCGCAGAACAGUAAUGGAUACUGCAGAAGAUUCACAUUUGGAAAAAACUCUUCCAAACCUAACAAGACCAUUAUGAUGAUUGGGGCCACAGGUGCAGGAAAAACCACUUUAAUUAACGGCAUGAUCAACUACAUUCUGGGUGUGCGAUGGGAAGAUGACUUCCGGCUUAUAUUAAUAGAUGAAGGGAAGCAGAAAUCCCAGGCAGAAAGUCAGACAUCUGCAAUUACAGCAUAUCAAAUUAAUCACAUGACUGGUUUCCAGGUCCCAUAUAGUCUGACCAUUGUGGACACACCAGGCUUCGGUGACACCAGAGGAAUAUCACGCGACCAGGAAAUCACAAAGCAGAUCCAUGAGUUCUUCACUCAGCCCAGCGGGAUCGAUCACCUCGAUGCUGUGUGUUUUGUAGUACAGGCCUCACUUGCCCGCUUGACACACACACAGACAUACAUAUUUGACUCUAUUCUUUCCAUAUUUGGGAAGGACAUUGCUGAAAACAUCCUAAUGCUGGUCACAUUUGCCGAUGGGAACAUACCUCCUGUACUUGAGGCUAUCAAAGUCUCCAAGAUGCCCUGUUCUACCGAUAAGACUGGAGAGGCACAAUACUUCAAAUUUAAUAACUCUGCCCUGUUUAUUACACAGAGUAAAUCUGAGGAAGCUGAUGAAGAAAAUUUUGGAAACUUUGAUCAAAUGUUCUGGAAGUUAGGAUUUUCUAGCUUGACAAAGUUUUUUAAAUCCCUUGAACAGUUGAAUACAAAGAGCUUGACUUUAACACAGGAGGUCCUAAAGGAGCGGCAACAGCUAGAAGCGUUUGUUGAAGGUCUCCAGCCCCAGAUCAACGCUGGCCUGGCAAAAUUGGAAGAAAUAAAGAAGACAAAUGCAGCUCUGAUGCAGCACAAGGCUGAAAUGGAUGCAAACAAGAAUUUUGAAAUUGAAGUAGAGAUAAAUGUUCCUAAACAGGUGAAAAAGACAAGUGGUUUCUUGACCAACUGUCAAAUCUGUCGUUACACAUGCCAUAAUGACUGUAAGAUUGCAGAUGAUAAAAAAAAAUACAAAUGUGUGGCCAUGAAAGAUGGAAAGUGUAUGGUCUGUCCUGGAAAGUGUGCUUGGAAUGUUCACUUUAAUAUGAAAUAUAAAUGGGACUACGUCAAAGAGAGGAAGAAAGAAACAUUUAAAGAGUUACAAUUACGAUACAAUGAAGCAAGUGGUAAAAAGACGUCAGCUGAACAGAUCUUCAAAAUGCUUGGAAAGGAGUUUGAUGACGUGCAGAUUAUUGUGUUCAAUCUCAUCGAGAGUUCCCAACAUUCCUCGAGGCGACUGCAAGAAAUUGCCCUCAAACCGAACCCUCUCUCCACACCUGACUACAUAGACCUGAUGAUUCAAGCUGAGAAACAGGAAGCCAAGCCUGGAUAUAAAGAACGCAUCGAGUCUUUACUGGAAGUCAAAAAGAAGGCAGAGACUAUGAAUAAGGUUACUACGGGGAAAAUGCUUGAGGAAUGGCAUGUAGAGAAAGAGAAAAUAUCAAACAUCUCCUACAAUGCCACGGUGAUAUUCAGCCGUGCGAAGGAUUAUUUUGGGGAGAAAAUAGGUCAAUUGAAAAUCAAUUCUUAAUUUUUAUUUUCAGUGCACUAUUUUAAAGAAAAAUAUAAUAACUCCUACACAAAGUAAUAAAAAUACUACUAAAAAUCAUGAAAUGAUCAUUACAUUUAUAUCGAAUAAGUUAGGAGUCACAACCGACAAACUUCUGUUGUAGAUGAAUCUUUGGAGAUUAUGUAGUUUACAAGUGAUUAUUCAUAUUUAUACACUAUGCAUAUAGCAGAAACUUUGAUGUGUUCUUUGGGAAUUGAACGCACAACCUUUAACACUGCUGACCCAAUGCUCUACCAUAUGAGCCAUGGGAUUAAUAGAUAAAUAAUGAUAUAAAGGAAAUGUGUUUUCUUUAUAGCAGUUGUGCAGCCAGAAUUUUAUUUUUGAGGAGGCCUGUCUGUACAUGAGAGUGCCAUUAUGUAUAUGUAUAAUGCCAUUCCAUUAGUUUUCUUUUUAUUACUAAAUUAAACAGCAGAUUUGUACACCGUGUAAGUAAACAUAAACAUAGCCUAGCGCUUCUUAAUCCUGGUCCUCUCGACCCCCACUCUUGAUAAUUUGUGUUACUCUUUUGUCUAAAUCUUGAUCUAAAUCACCAGCUUGUUAGAAGAGCGCUCCAUGAAUGAACUGUGUUCCAGUGGACAUGAUCCCUACACAGUGUUCACAGCUCUCUACUCUGUGCAGACAGGAAAUACGUUGACUUUAACUUCUGAAGUUAACUCCAGAACACAAAUUUGUGCUACACGACUGCCAGCAGCAUCUUCAAACACGGACAAAAAUUUACUGAGGAAGUUUGAAAGCAGAGUAACAAAUUAACAAAUCCUUUUUUGUUAUUUAAAGUAAUAAAAAAUCUGAGAGGGCUGUUCAUGUGUCUACGCUUCUGCUCUAUAGAUAAUACGUACAUAUAAAAUGUUUAAUUAUUUUAUUUCCUUUUAAAUGAUUUAAAAAUAAAAGGUUUGAGGGAAUCUAUCAAUAACUUAUGUUUAUGAAUAACAAUUCAACUUAUGUAGAACUUUUUGCAAUUUUCACUGUUGCAAUGCAGUUUUAAAUACAUUGUUAUUUGAUUCAUGUAUUACUAAUACUGUGAUAAAGACUGUAUAUGGUAUUAAAAUA
This is a messenger RNA of Triplophysa dalaica, 3163 nucleotides long. RefSeq lists its product as uncharacterized. The transcript is spliced from 3 exons. The record is from RefSeq and is a predicted model, not a curated record. The coding region runs from base 71 to 2077 and encodes 668 amino acids. NCBI's taxonomy places the organism in Eukaryota, Metazoa, Chordata, Actinopteri, Cypriniformes, Nemacheilidae. Gene Ontology annotation, molecular function: GTP binding.